Messenger RNA from Argentina anserina (silverweed cinquefoil), 972 nucleotides. RefSeq names its product disease resistance protein RUN1-like. Gene Ontology annotation, biological process: defense response. The coding region runs from base 1 to 972 and encodes 323 amino acids. The record is from RefSeq and is a predicted model, not a curated record. The transcript has 3 exons. NCBI's taxonomy places the organism in Eukaryota, Viridiplantae, Streptophyta, Magnoliopsida, Rosales, Rosaceae.
AUGGAUGUUCUGAUUGAGAAAUCUCUCUUAACUAUCGGGACAUACAACCAUAUUGAGAUGCAUGAUUUGAUAAGGGAAAUGGCUUGGGAGAUUGUUCGUCAAGAGUCAAUUGAAGAGCCUGCAUGGUACAUAAUUGACAUGAAUGUGGAGUUAACUUACAUCGAUUCUGAAUUAAUAUCAGGGAACAGUAUCAAAGGCAUCCGCUUAUGCUUAUCUGAAUUAGAAGAGGCAGAUUCAACCUGGAAUUAUGAAAGCCUCUCUAACAUGCUUAGUCUAAGGCAUCUUGAAUUUGAUAAUUUGAUUACUAGUUCAGGGCCCAAGUUUCUCCCUAAUUCCUUGAGAGUUCUCAGAUGGAGUUGGUUUCCUUCUAAAUCUCUUCCAGCAAGUUACUCGCCAAAUUUACUUACUGAACUCAAGAUGGAAAAUAGCAAACUUGUUCAACUAUGGGAUGGAAGGCUGGAUUUGCCAACCUUGAAAUAUAUGGAUCUUAGGAAUUCCAAAAACUUGAUCAAGACCCCAGAUGUCACUGGCAUUCCGAAUCUUGAGGUGUUGGAACUUCAAUAUUGUACGCAUUUAGUUAAGAUCCAUCCAUCUCUUGCCAUCCACAAGAGACUUAAACAUUUGGAGCUUGUGGGCUGUAAACGGAUCAAAAAUUUACCUAGUGAGAUAGAAAUGGAUUCUCUAGAGCUGCUUGGACUUGGUGGUUGCUCAAAAGUUAAAACAGUUCCAGAAUUUGGAAGCCGGAUGAAAAGUUUGUAUAGGCUUAAGCUAAGUGGGACUGCUAUUGGGAGAAUUCCUUCCUCAGUUGGACAUCUAGUUGGCCUUGUUGAUCUGGAGCUAUCUGAUUGCAAUAAUCUUGUGAGUCUUCCAGGUUCGAUGGUUGAUAAUCUGAAGUCUCUUAAAUACCCUCAUAUGAAUGAUUGCUCGAAGCUUGACAAACUUCCGGAGAACUUAGGAAAGAUGGAGUCUUGA